AUGCAAAAAGGUCAUCCUUUACAAAGUUCUGCUUAUGACAUAGAUAGAUAUACUAUAUUAGCAGCAAAUGAUCACUUCGUUGGUAUGGGAAUUGAAGAGGGUGGAGAAAAUAAAAUGCUGGGACUGAGAUUUACUCCAAGGCACAAUCGUUCAAAGAGUCUUCCUGAUAAGAAAAGAGAUGAGGAGGAUAAUCCACAUAAUCACCUUGAGGCCUCAGACCGAAGGAAGCUGGAUACGGGUUACCUCACGGAAUGUGCUAAAGCUAGGAAAAAACGAACCCCUACAAGUGAAGUCCACGGGACUAUGAAGCAAGAGAUUCUACAGCUAGAGAGAAGAUUACAAGACCAACUUGAGGUCAGAUGCACGUUAGAAAACGGACUUGGAUACAGAUCUCCAUCUCUUGUUAAUUCAAAUGAGAUGAUGAUGCCCAAGCCUGCCACAGAAUUAAUUAGGGAAAUUGCAGUGUUAGAGUGGGAAGUUGUGUAUUUGGAACAACAUCUUCUCUCCUUGUACCGUAAAGCUUUUGAUCAACAAUUGUCUUCUGUUUCCCCGUCUACCAAGGAGAAAAGUGUAGAGUAUCCUCAAACAACACUUGGAGCACGAUUCAUCAAGGUUUCUAUGCCUGAGGUCUUAACCAAAAGAGAAUGUUCUACGGUACAAUCUAAUGACCAUGAGCUUGAGACUCUGCCAAAGGAACAUAAUGGAUAUGAUUUUGAGACUUUGGGGAAAGAAUGUAAUGGAAGUCGGCCAGAAGAAAAGCAUUUAGAUUCUGGUGUUUAUCGUUGCCAUUCCUCACUAUCCCAGUAUUCAGCAUUUACAAGAGCAUCUCCUCAGGGGGAAUUUUUGACUAAACCUCUGCGUAACUGUCAUUCUCAACCAUUGUCCAUGAUGGAGUAUGCCCAAAGCUCUUCAACAAAUAUAAUCAGUUUGGCAGAACAUCUGGGUACCCGAAUAUCUGAUCAUGUUCCAGUGUCACCUAAUAAACUUUCUGAGGAUAUGGUCAAAUGCAUAUCAGCUAUAUAUUGCAAGCUUGCAGACCCUCCUUUGACACAUCCUGGCCUUUCAUCUCCCAGUUCAUCAUUGUCCUCAACGAGUGCCUUUUCUAUUGGAGAUCAAGGUGAUAUGUGGAGCCCAAGGUUCAGGAAUAAUUCCUCUUUUGAUGUACGGUUAGACAAUCCUUUCCAUGUGGAGGGACUCAAGGAGUUUAGUGGGCCAUACAGCACCAUGGUUGAAGUAUCAUGGAUUUAUAGAGAGAAUCAGAAAUCGGGUGAUACUGUGAAGUUGCUCCAGAAUUUCAGGUCACUUAUUUGUCGAUUAGAAGAAGUAGAUCCUGGGAAGUUGGAACACGAGGAGAAGCUAGCUUUCUGGAUCAACGUACACAAUGCUUUGGUGAUGCAUGCAUUUUUGGCUUAUGGGAUUCCACAAAACAAUGUGAAAAGAGUGUUUCUUCUUUUGAAGGCUGCAUAUAAUGUUGGGGGUCAUACAGUUAGUGCAGACACAAUUCAGAGUACUAUACUUAGGUGCCGCAUGUCUCGCCCUGGACAGUGGCUACGCUUGUUUUUCUCUCCAAGAACAAAAUUCAGAGCUGGAGAUGGACGACAAGCAUAUGCAAUGGAGCAUCCUGAGCCUCUUUCACACUUUGCCCUCUGUUCAGGAAACCAUUCUGAUCCAUCGGUUCGCGUAUAUACACCAAAGAGGGUGCUUCAAGAGCUAGAAGUUGCAAAGGAUGAGUACAUUCGAGCCACCUUUGGGGUACGCAAGGACCACAAAAUUCUCUUACCAAAGCUUGUUGAGUCAUUCACCAAGGACUCAGGUUUGUGCGCUAGUGGUGUUAUGGAGAUGAUCCAAGAGUCUAUACCUGAAUCCCUAAGAAAGAGUGUUAAGAAAUGCCAGCUCGCAAAAUCCCGGAAGUGCAUAGAAUGGAUUCCACACAACUUCACUUUUCGAUAUCUCAUAUCUAAGGAUAUGGUAAAAUGAUUACUUAGGCAGCGCUAUUGCUUGCUCUAUGUAAUUCUUUUUGUACAAAAUCGUUA
Messenger RNA from Gastrolobium bilobum, 2033 nucleotides. RefSeq lists its product as uncharacterized. The record is from RefSeq and is a predicted model, not a curated record. The coding region runs from base 1 to 1977 and encodes 658 amino acids. The transcript is spliced from 13 exons. Lineage: Eukaryota; Viridiplantae; Streptophyta; Magnoliopsida; Fabales; Fabaceae.